Messenger RNA from Penicillium macrosclerotiorum, 390 nucleotides. RefSeq lists its product as uncharacterized. The record is from RefSeq and is a predicted model, not a curated record. The transcript has 2 exons. Bases 1 to 390 code for a protein of 129 amino acids. Lineage: Eukaryota; Fungi; Ascomycota; Eurotiomycetes; Eurotiales; Aspergillaceae.
AUGCCCACUCCUGUCCCUCCACACCCGCGAGUUGUGCGCCCAGGAGGCGCGCGGCGCGCGGCGCCCCGGCCAGUGCAGCCGCAGGCACCGUAUGAGAUCCGCAAUACGAAAGAGUACAAAGUUGCAGCGCGACGAUGGCUAUCCGGAAUUGUGGCAUUGCCAGUUGCGCUGUUUACAACGUGGAUUCUGUAUGAGCGGGGUGAGUACUUUCUAUUCCUGUCGCAAUGGCAGUACUUGCUGGAUGUUGAGGGUUGUCCCUGCAAGGCAAUCAUGCUGACGCUAUCUUCUUUGCAUGGUCUAGUGUAUGGCAGCCAGAGUGUGAAAAGGUUGAGUGACAAACGACAAACGAAGCAAGAAGAACAGGUACCAUCCUCGUCAUCUGAGCAAUAA